This is a messenger RNA of Merops nubicus (carmine bee-eater), 474 nucleotides long. It is a transcript of the gene ZMPSTE24, whose product is annotated as zinc metallopeptidase STE24. The annotation marks the transcript as partial. Gene Ontology annotation, molecular function: metalloendopeptidase activity. The transcript is spliced from 3 exons. Gene Ontology annotation, biological process: CAAX-box protein processing. The record is from RefSeq and is a predicted model, not a curated record. Lineage: Eukaryota; Metazoa; Chordata; Aves; Coraciiformes; Meropidae. Gene Ontology annotation, cellular component: endoplasmic reticulum membrane.
AAUAAGAAACAAGGUUGUAAAAAUGAAGAAGUUCUGGCUGUACUUGGUCAUGAAUUGGGUCACUGGAAAUUAGGUCACACUGUCAAAAAUAUUAUCAUCAGCCAGAUGAAUUCCUUCCUCUGCUUCUUCUUGUUUGCUGUGCUAAUCGGUCGAAAAGAACUCUUUGCUGCAUUUGGUUUCUAUGAGACCCAGCCUACCCUGAUAGGCUUGAUGAUUAUUUUCCAGUUUAUUUUUUCACCUUACAAUGAGGUUCUCUCAUUUUGUUUGACUGUAUUAAGCCGACGAUUUGAAUUUCAAGCAGAUGCAUUUGCCAAGGAACUUGGGAAGGCUAAAGACCUAUAUACAGCUUUGAUCAAGCUGAACAAAGAUAAUUUAGGAUUCCCUGUUUCUGACUGGAUCUUUUCAAUGUGGCAUUACUCCCAUCCACCCCUUUUAGAAAGACUUCAGGCCUUGAAAGAUGCAAAGCAAGAGUGA